This is a messenger RNA of Chanos chanos (milkfish), 8918 nucleotides long. RefSeq names its product myosin phosphatase Rho interacting protein (gene mpripa). Gene Ontology annotation, cellular component: actin cytoskeleton. The transcript is spliced from 25 exons. Bases 1091 to 8584 code for a protein of 2497 amino acids. The record is from RefSeq and is a predicted model, not a curated record. NCBI's taxonomy places the organism in Eukaryota, Metazoa, Chordata, Actinopteri, Gonorynchiformes, Chanidae. Gene Ontology annotation, molecular function: actin filament binding.
CUAGAUGGGUUUCAUGGUAUUCCCAUGUCAUGCAACGGGCACGGGAGAGGAGUAGCUAUACCGUGGGAUAGUUUGGACUGUUUACCUGUUUGGAAAGCCGCACUUUGAGAAAAACAGCCUCACGCUUUAAAAUGGAUCUCUACGCAACACACUACGCAACAGUAAAUGGAUCAAUUGAGGCUGUACGCUAGAAGCCGACCCCCCUGUUUUCCUUUGCGGGGUUUAUAAGUUUACACACUCGAACUGAACUUGUUUUUGUCCUUCAGCAGUCGCAAAUGCCAAAGCGCACGGUGUCGCGUCAAAGUCAGAUUCACAAUGGAGAGGAAUAGGAUGCGCUAGCCUUGACUAAAUGGUUGCGGAGGAAUUUAACGCCUUUUUCACUCUUCUCACAAUCUGUAACGUUACGGAAGCUCUCGCGGACAGUUGCGACGAAGAGGUCAUGGUUAAAGCGUCACCUGCGUAACAAUGUUUUGGAGAGAGUGAAAAUUUUUUUUUUUUACACUGGAACUAUAACUUGAAAGGACUGACUCACACCCAAUAUCAUACGCACAAAUUCCGAUUUUGUUUUGUGAGCUUCAGAUAAACUUUGACUUAUAAUUGUAGCCAUCCCGUUUGCUGCUAUGGGAGCAUGGGACCAUCAUAACGAUCUCCGAUCAAAACUACUACGACUGCUCACGAGACAGCGUUAGUGGAAGCCUGAGUAUGAGAUUUAGGGUGUCUAAGUAAUUGAGUGUGUGUGGACCCCGCUCUUGAUUUCAUGUGAGGGAGACAGUUGAACUGGAUCCCUCUAUAACAUCAUCUUUUCUGGAACAGUUUAACAGUAACCUAGGAAUUUCGGGAAUUUAAUAAUAAUUUCGGGAAUGCAACGACAGCGUCGAACCUGCGCGAGCCUUGGACCGGCUUUAGGAGAGCUGUCACGGCUGAGGUAACUGCAGCACGCGGGGGAGGACUGACUCUCUCACAUUCGCCGUUUUUUUUUUAGGAUAAAUAAAUUGCGCAGUUCUUCGGCGAGUACCGAAGAGCCGCCGUUGGGAUACAGAUCAGCUGAGACGCUGUCUUCUAAAGCCUGGCUGACUGAACCGAUCCAACUAUGUCCGCCAAAGACAACCCAUGCCGGAAAUUCCAGGCCAACAUCUUCAACAAGAGUAAAUGUCAGAACUGUUUCAAACCCCGCGAGUCGCAUCUGCUGAACGAUGAAGAUUGUAGUCAGGCAAAGCCCAUCUAUGGCGGCUGGCUGCUGCUGGCACCUGAAGGGACCAACUUUGACAACCCUCUACACCGAUCACGGAAAUGGCAGCGAAGGUUCUUUGUGCUUUAUGAACAUGGACUCCUACGGUACGCUCUGGACGAGAUGCCGACCACCCUUGCUCAGGGGACGAUCAAUAUGAAUGUGUGUGUGGAUGUGGUGGAUGGGGAGGCAGUGACAGGACAGAAGAAUGCUCUGUGUAUCAGCACACCAGACAGAGAACACUACAUCCGCUCUGAGAGCAAAGACGUCAUCUCUGGGUGGCAGGAAGCAUUAAUUGUGUAUCCCCGCACCAACAAACAGAACCAGAAGAAGAAGAGGAAAGUGGAGCCACACACUGCACAGCAGGUUCCAGAUCUUCUGGCUCCUUCAGUGUCUCUGGGGAACAUGAAUGGGUUGUCUGAACCUGGACCAGCCAAGGUGGCCGUGACGAGUAGCACUGGCAGUAUUCCUUGUUUGCCCAGUAGCAUUGCUCAGGCAGAGAGGGUUCCGCCCACACGAGCCUCACUGUGGCAGGAGGACAGAGGACACCGCACCCCCCUCCCAACCAGUCACAGUACCAGCUGUCUCAGCCAACACACCCAGUCAGAGGACUCUGGUUCUCUGACUAGUGGAGGUCGUAAGGUCAGGGUGGAGAGUGGUUACUUCUCCCUGGAAAAAAACAAACCAAAACAGCAACUACAGGAGCCGCAGCAACAACAGCCCCUCUCACUCCCCACCUCCUCCUCCUCCUCCUCCUCCUCCUCUUGCCCCUCGCACCCAAGGUACACCUCCUCUGAUUCUGACCUCCUCUCCUCCCCAAGCUACCCUUCGUUCAACACACAAACCUUAUCGGACACACACGCCUGCCCAGACACACAGACAAACACAGCGUACCGCGCACACACUCUCUGCUCCCCCCUCACCUCCUCCCAGAGUUCACUGGAGUCUGAGCCAAGCCUGGAGGGGUGGGGCACAGUGAGUCAUGCAGGCGGGGCCCAGGGGCGAGGUGGGCGUGGCUACGUGGAGCUUGCUGAUGUGCCACGGGCGCGAAGGUUGAGUCAUCGUGAGGCGUUCCGAUCGGAGCGUAAACACCAGGAGCUUCGCGCACGAACACGCAGUCCUGGGAGAGAGGAGAUCGCUCGACUAUUCGGAGAGGAACGCAGGCGUUCUCAAGUCAUUGAGCGGUUUGAGUCACUGGACACCAGUGCCACGGAGCACAUGGACACAGAACCCUCCUCAGCCCCGCCUACCGCCAGCUCAACCAAUCAGAGACAAGGGCGGGCCGAGAGGCGCCAGCCUGCCCAGAAACAGGAGUUGUCUCUGGACGCAGGCCUGGAGCGUAAGGUCACAGACGCGUUCAGUUUCCGCAGGGCUAAGAGUCUGGACCGCAGGGCGACUGAAUCCUCCAUGACGAUUUCUCCCUCUCUCCUGUCGCAGCCUGACCUGCUGAAUUUUAAGAAAGGCUGGAUGACCAAGCUCUAUGAGGAUGCAGUGUGGAAGAAACACUGGUUUGUGCUGACGGACCAGAGCCUGAAAUAUUACAGGGAUUCUGUCGCUGAGGAGGCGGCCGACAUGGACGGGGAGAUUGAUUUGUCUUCCUGUUAUGACGUCACUGAAUUUCCUGUGCAGAGGAACUACGGCUUCCAGAUUCAUAGUAAGGGAGGGGCCAUAACCCUGUCAGCGAUGACCUCUGGGAUACGGCGCAGCUGGAUGCAGGCCAUCAUGAAGAAUGCACGUCCAGCCGUGGCACCUGACGUUACACGCACUCUCCCAGAAGAUCGUACUGGAGCGAGAGCUGGGUUAGAGCCUGAACCCAGUCAAACCUCAUCCCGCAGUUCAGGGUCGAGUGAUGUCAUCAGCCACGAGGAGCCUCUCCCCGAGCAGCGGAAAAGCCGCGUGCGGGAUCGCCGGCGAGAGGGGCGGUCCAAAACCUUCGACUGGACGGAGUCUCAGCCCGAGCAGGAAAAGCGGAGACAUGAGCGUGGCUCUCGAGAACGGGCAGGGACGUUAGACAUCAUCCUCACCUCCACCUCCUUCUCUUCCCCUUCAUCCUCUUCUUCUGCCACGUCUUCUCCUGGUUCAACGAUUUCCUCUCCUCAGACCUCCUCGUCUGUUUCCAUCGCUCACGCCACUGACAGGAAGUCCGCACAGCCAAAAGAGGAAGCGGAGCAGGAGCACGUACGGCGGCAUCGUUUCCGGCAGACCACGCCUCCGCCCAACACGCCGGCUGUUUCCACGGCAACAAGAAAUGAGCCAAAAGUCCCGAGGGAGGAGGUUCAGGGGCAGAUGGAAGUGGACCAACCUGACGGUGUUCAGAGAGGGGUUGUGAGUGCUCCUGACAUACAAGUGGAGAUUGAGCAGAGGUGGCAUCAGGUGGAAACCACGCCUCUUAGAGAGGAGAAGCAAGUGCCAAUCACUGUCAGCUCCGCCUCCCUUCAAUCUGACCUCACAGGAAGCAGCAGUCUUCCCCCACAAGAGCUUGCUGCCGUUCUGGACAAAGAGCUGGGGCAGACACAGAAAGAGCUAGCCAGACUACAGGAACAAAACAGCCUUUUACAAGAGCAGCUACAAGAUGCGCGUGGCCGAGAGCAGAGUGCACGCGAGGGCUACGUGCUACAGACCACCACACCUGGCAAGCCUUCCUCCGGGUUGCCGUCAUCAUCAUCAUCAGCUUCCUCGUCGUCCACUCAUCAGACACAAUGGCAAAGACUCAGCAGAUUGAAUCAGGAUCUCAAAUCGGAGCUUGCCUCCCAGCAGCGCAAACACGACCUGGCCAGUCAGCAGGUCCACAGUUUAAGGCGGAGCUACAGCGAAGCGCAGGACAUCAUUUGUCGACACGAGGCAGAGAUCGAAGCCCUUCAGGUGAAGCUGAACGCAGCCAUGGCUGAGAUCGUGGAGAGUGAGCAGGCUGUGGCUCGCAUGCGGAGUGAGCUGAAGAUGGAGCAGAGCCGAUGUAUCGAGCGCGAGGAGGAGUGGAACCGUAGCGAAGCCACGUUACGCGCUCAACUCCGGGAUAGCGAGGACCGCCUGCGAGAUGUGGAGGCUAGCUUACUGGAAAAGAAUCAGGCUCUGCGGCAGUUAGAGCGGCAGCAGGCGCUGCACAGGGACCAGCAAAGGGAAACGCAGCGACUACAGGAGCGCCUUACGGAAGUCACAGGCCGGCUCAUCGCGAUGGAGGAAGCACAGGCUCUAAGAGAACAGCGGGAACUGAAGGAAAAGCGCUCCCUGGUGGACAAAUAUGAACGGGAGCGACAGGCCCUUACCCGCCGGCUAGCUGAGUCGGAAGAGAGUAGGCGUGAAGUGGAGGAUCAGCUGCAGGAAACACGGCAGCAGAUGGAGGCAUUGCUUAGGGGAGGAGGGCCAUUGGGCACAGAGGUCAGGGAGGAGGUGCAGCGGCUACAGGAGGAGCUGUCUGCUCAGUCAGAUGUGGCAGACACACUCAGGGAGAAUGUCAGGAGGCUAGAGGAGGAGCGGGACCGCCUCACCUGCCGCUGUCAGGAGCUGCUUAACCAGAUCACGGAGGCAGACAGGGAGGUGGGAAAACUCCAGGCCCGCCUAAGAAAGGAGGAGACAGAGUACUACUCCCUGGAGAGCUCUUACGAAAGGGUUUCAGAGGAGUUUGCAAAAAUCAGCCGCGUGUUACUAGAGAAGGAGGAGGAGGUACAGCAGACUAAGGAGACUUAUGAGCGGCUGGUGCAGCAGAAGGAGCAAGAUCUGAAGGAGGCUCUGAUCAAAAUUGGUGCCCUUGGGAGCAGCCUAGAGGAAACGGAACUCCUCUUGCAAGAAAAGGAGGAACUUCUCUCUCAAAUGGGGCAGGGUCACACAGAGGAGUCAGAGCCACGUAAGGCCGAGCAGGACCUCCAGGCUAAACUGGUGGUGGCGGAGGAUCGGAUUGCUGAGCUGGAAGAGCAUCUGAACGCCUUGAGGUUGGGAUAUGCGGACUUGAGAAUGGAGCAAUCCAGAUCUCAGGACGAUGUGCUUGAUGGUGCGCAGGGGAAGGGAACAGAAAACAAAGAGCCCUUUUGUCCCACCUCAGGGGUAACACUUGCUAGAAGGAGCUCAGAAACAGAGGGAACUCUUGCCAAAAGGCAGAGAAUUCGCUUCUCCAGCAUCCAGUGCCAAAAAUACAUCCAUUCAGAGGGAGCAGAGAGAAUGCAGGUGGACAGAGCAUCCUUGGAUGCUACUGAAAAUAUCAGUCAAGAUCUUACCCAAGACAGCAGCCAAGAUCUGACGCAAGAUCUCAGCAUAGUGAGUGACAGCUCUUUCCAGGACUACAGUGACCCAGAGAAGUUCAUGUGUAUCAUCCACACACUGGAGUCCAAGCUGCUUGCUGCAGAAGAGAAACUAAGAGAUGCCACGCAGAAGACGCUGGAUCAGCAGCAUCAAUUAGAACUAAGGGAACAGUCUGGAGACAGGGUUCAGGAGGGUCUGCCCGGGGGACAAGACAGGCCUGAUGGGAUCCUCCCGUCAGAUCCUGAUAAGAGUCACCAGAAUCGAGAGUAUGAGGAAGCAUUGGUGUUGGUUGAGAGAUGCAGAGAAAAGGUUAGGGAAGUUAUGAGAGGCUGGGGUGAUGACGGUAGGGCAGAAUCACAUGUGCAAGCUCUAGCAGAGAUAGAGAAAGACCUUUUCAGUGUCACAGUUCGUAUGAGGCAGGUUAGCAGGAUCUGGAACUCCCAAGAGAGCCCAGAGGUCAAAGGAGCAGAGGCCCAGUCAGAAGAGGACACCGUAAAGCUAUUCGCCAGAAGGUUAGAGUUAGAGGCACUGGUUUUAGAGAAGAUGGCAUUGUCUCUGCAAAACCUGAACUCUGACUUCAUGCGUAUCCUCAGUGAGAUCCAUCAGGAUGCAGAAAACAUGAAGAGAAGCCAUCAGUGCCUGGCAGUAGCUUACACUGACAUCAUGACAAGGAAACUUGCGUUGGACAGUACGUUUUGUUCUGAGGUAGAGGAGCUUAAGUCACAGAAUACAGGUUUAAGUGACGUGUUGUCAGUAGGUGACAGUGUAUUGGGUCAGAACCUCAUCCGUAGUUCUUGUAUGAAAGCAGAACUGGUGUACACUCUUCAGAACCUGAGAUGUAUCUAUCAGGACAAGUUUGAAGUCUUUCAGAAGGAGUUAACAGAGGUAGGUGAAUCUUUACAGCAGAAAAAUGCAGCUCUCAAAGAAGCUUCUGUUAAAACCUCAGAUCUGUGUGAGUCACAGAGGGGUUCCCAGGGAGUGAGUAGUGAGCUUGGUGUUGGCGACGAGGGAAGUCUCGCUGAUGUCAGCCCCCCUGAGCUUGCUCCGUACCUGGAACAGAUAGAGAUGGAAGAGGCCCAGGACUUAGCUGAGGAAAUCAUCAGUAGACACCUAGCGAGAGACACAUUGUCCUGUGAUGUGGAAUCCGGUAGGUCUUUUGAAGAUGGACGAGAGAGGCUGGUUGCUGAGCUAAAGAAACAGGCAGCUGUUCUCCACGACCUCUCUCGAGAAAUUAAAAGCACAUGCGAGGAAGGUAGCCGAAGUGCCCAUGCUAGAUUAGUAGAAAUUAUCCGAGCAAGAAUAGGACACAGAUUUCCAGACGAUGGCAGCUCUCUCUGUGUCCACGAGGUCCUGAUCCAAGCCCAAGUGGCUUACAUGGCCUGCAGGAUCAGAGUGGACCACCAGAGGGAGCUCACACUCUGCCAACAGACCAGCCGUGACAUGGCCGCCCUAGUUGAAGAACAUGCACAAAACGUGGCCACCAUCCAUCAGCACUAUCAGAGUUCCCUGGAAGAGGAGCGCCUCUGCUUUAACCAGAUGAUCACAUCCCUGCAGGGGGAAAACCAGACUCUCCGGGAGGAGGCCUCGAUUCGGCUAGAGGAGCUGCAGGUGCAGCGGCAGCGUCUGGCUCAGCUAGAGGAGGCAUUCUAUAAGGAGAUUCAGGAGUUGAGAAAGAAGCACUCGGAGGAGCUGGGCCGCAUGGAGCAGGAGCACAUCUCCAGUGAGUUGGCUCUAAUGGAGCGCAUAGAAAUUAGCCAGAAGAGGCUGGAAGUCUGUCUGCAAGACACGGAGACCACGGAAGCCCUGCACAAAGAGCAGGUCUGCAAACUGGAAGAGGAAUUCUGUGAAAAAAUACAACAACUGGAAACAGUUCAUGAGGAGCAAAUUCUGAGGCUUCAUGAGCAGUACAAACGAACCAUCCAAUCCCUGGAGGAGAGGAGACGAUGUGAGGAGGACAAAAGUGUAGAGGAGUCCCACGCCUCCUUCUCAGAGGAGACCAGUAUUCCAGCAGAGGACUUAUGUCGAAUGGAGGAAGGGGAGGGGCCUGUGCAGGAUGUAGACCCCAUGUCCCUGCUGAGGGGUCGUAUCCUGGAACUAGAGUCACAGAUGAGCACCAUGCGAGAUGAGCUGGAGAACAAACCGCCCGAGGGAGACGUCGCCAGUCUCCGAGAGAAGUACCAGCGAGACUUGGACAGUCUCAAGGCCACGUGUGAGCGCGGUUUCGCAGCGAUGGAGGAGACCCAUCAGAAGGUGGUGGAGGAUCUUCAGCGGCAGCAUCAGAGAGAGAUCAGCAAACUGCUUCAGGAGAGGGACCGACUGCUAGAGGAGGAAACCGCUGCCACCAUCGCCGCCAUUGAGGCGAUGAAGAAUGCACACCGGGAAGAGCUGGAGAAAACACAGCGAGCGCAGCUGAGUGGAGUCAGCGCAGACAUUGAUGAACUGCGCACACAAUAUGAGGAGGAACUGCAGUCCAUCCGCCGUGAGCUGGAGGUGCUGUCGGAGCAGUACUCACAGAAGUGCCUGGAGAAUGCUCACCUGGCCCAGGCACUGGAGGCAGAGAGACAGGCCCUGUGUCAGUGUCAGAGAGAGAACCAGGAACUACACGCACACAACCAGGAGUUGAACAACCGUUUGACUGUGGAGAUUAGUCGCAUGCGGUCGUGUUUCAGAGAGACUGCCACCUCACCCCUCACACAGGGCAAAGAUCUCUACGAACUGGAGGUUUUGUUGCGUGUUAAAGAAUCUGAGAUUCAGUACCUCAAACAGGAAAUUCACUCUCUCAAGGACGAGCUACAGUCUGCUCUAAGGGAUAAGAAGUAUGCCACAGACAAAUACAAAGACAUGUACACAGAGCUGAGUCUAGUGAAAGCCAAGGCCGACUGUGACAUCAGCAAACUGAGGGAGAAGCUGCUGGCCGCCAACGAGGCUCUCGGGGAGCGAGGGGCAGAGGAGGGCGCCGUUACUGCCGGUUACGACAUAAUGAAAUCGAAGAGUAAUCCUGACUUUCUGAAAAAGGGGCGAUCCAGACCAAUGAGAGGGGUCAGGUCAAAGAGUCUGAAAGAGGGGCUGACCGUACAGGAGAGGAUGAAGAUAUUUGAAGCAAAGGAUUCCAGAAAGAUCUAGAUGCUGAGCGAUAACAGACUGAUGCAUGUGCACACACACACCUACACACACACGCCUACACACACACAUACUCACAGACACACACACACACAAACUGUCUUCAGCUCUUGGUUGGACUGCAGAAACUCCCCCCUCUCUCUCUCUUUUCAUAGACUCACACGCACACACACACACACACACACACACACACCCACACACACACACACACUCCUCUACUUCUCAUACUCUCUCUGUGGAGCAUUUAGGGUGUUUAUGUAAUGCAGUAUUCACACACAGAGCAGAGGAAGAAUGUGUGCGUUUUGAGUGUGGAAAGUGUAAUGUAACAGAGUGUGUG